Molecule: messenger RNA, 2314 nt
Organism: Rosa chinensis
Lineage: Eukaryota; Viridiplantae; Streptophyta; Magnoliopsida; Rosales; Rosaceae
Product: probable nucleoredoxin 1
Exons: 4
Coding region: 280-2094 (604 amino acids)
Molecular function (GO): thioredoxin-disulfide reductase (NADPH) activity
Source: RefSeq, a predicted model, not a curated record
UCUCUCUCUCUCUCUCUCUCCUCCGAACCACGACAGAACCUUCUUCGAAUUUUUCUCUCUUUCUCCUCCAAAGUCCAAUGCAGGUCCUUCGCGGAUAAGAAAGAAAGAAAAUGCGAUUUGAAACGCUAAGAAAGUUCUAGGCCUUACGAAGAGAUUUGAAACGCCAAACGUCAUCGUAUUUGUGGAAAUUCUUAGGAUCUUGGUCCUCAAAUAGAAGACCCCAAAAGUCUCCCUUCACAAAAUCACAGCUCACAAGCUCCGAAUUAGAAGUAAACAGAAAUGGCGGACGGUGAAGAUUCCGGUGCUGUAGCCGCUGAGCUCAUCAGGACUAGCACGCCCCUCGACUUCAAGACUCUUCUUUCUUCUCCGGUGAGGGACUUUCUUGUUCGCAACAAUGGUGAUCAGGUUAAGGUUGAAACCUUGAAGGGGAAGAAGCUGGGGUUGUAUUAUUCUGCAUCAUGGGACCGACGAUGUCAACGUUUCACCCCAGAUUUGGUGGAGACCUACAAUGCACUCGCUCCAAAAGGCGAUUUCGAGGUGAUCUUUAUUUCAGCUGAUGAGGAUGAGGAGUCGUUCAAUGGGUACUUCUCCAAGAUGCCGUGGCUUGCAAUUCCAUUUUCGGAUUCUGAGGCACGUGAUAGUCUGGAUGAGCAGUUCAAGGUGAGAGGGAUACCGCAUCUUGUGUUCCUUUGUGAAGAAGGGAGAGUUAGGAAUGUCAGUGGAGUUGAGAUUGUUCGGGAGUAUGGAGCCGAUGGCUACCCUUUUACCAUAGAAAGGUUAAAAGAAUUAAAAGAACAAGAAGAGGCAGCUAACAGGGAACAGUCUCUGAAAACAGUCCUGGUCUCCCGUUCACGCGACUUUGUAAUUGCAUCUGAUGGGAAGAAGGUGCCUGUCUCUGAACUUGAAGGGAAGAUGGUGGGUCUCUACUUCUCAUUGUCUACAUUCAGUCCAUGCAUAGAAUUCACUCCAAAACUUGUGGAGGUUUAUGAGAAGAUAAAAGCAAAGGGUGAGAGCUUUGAGAUUGUGUUUUUAUCACUUGAUGAUGAUGAAGAAGCAUUUGAACAAGAUUGUAAGAACAUGCCUUGGUUUGCAUUGCCCCAGAAGGACACCAAAACCAUUGAGAAAUUGGCUCGGUAUUUUGAGCUGUCAACCUUACCCACUUUGGUUAUUAUUGGGGCAGAUGGUAAAACUGUCCAUAACAAUGUUGUUGAAGCAAUUGACGAGCAUGGGCUUCUGGCUUACCCCUUCACACCUGAGAAGUUUGCAGAGCUCGCUGAGAUAGAGAAAGCGAAAGAGAAAGCACAAACUCUGGAGUCAAUUUUGAUUUCUGGGGAUCAAAACUUUGUCAUUGGAAAAGACGGAAUCAAGAUUUCGGUGUCAGAUCUUGUGGGGAAGAACAUCCUCCUUUAUUUCUCAGCACAUUGGUGCCCUCCAGACCGUGCCUUUCUACCAAAACUUAUGGAAGCCUAUCACAAGAUCAAGGCAAAGGGUGAUGCGUUUGAAGUUAUUUUCAUCUCUAGUGACAGGGACCAGGCCUCUUUCGAUGACUUUUUCUCUGGAAUGCCAUGGCAUGCUCUUCCCUUUGGUGACUCAAGAAAGGCAUCCUUGAGUCGCCGAUUCAAGAUCCAAGGCAUCCCGAUGCUUGUAGCCAUUGGUCCUACUGGUCAAACAGUCACAAAAGAAGCAAGCGAUCUAGUUAGGCUUCAUGGAGCUAAUGCUUAUCCUUUCACUGAGGAGCGGUUGAAAGAGAUAGAAGCAGAAUUUGAGGAGAUGGCAAAGAGGUGGCCUAAGAAGUUGAAGAAUGCACUCCAUGAGGAGCAUGAGCUUGUGCUCGCUCGCCGAAGAAAUUUCAUAUGUGAUGGGUGCAACGAGAAAGGAGAGGUGUGGUCAUUCUAUUGCGAGGAGUGUGACUUUGAUCUCCAUCCAAAGUGUGCUCUGGAGGAGGAAAAGGGACCCAAAACUGAUGCCAACCCAGAAGAUCCCCAUCCAAAGUGUGCUUUGGAGGAGGAAAAGGGAACCAAAACUGAUGCCAAGCCGGAAGAAGAGCCCCAAGAAGGAUGGGUAUGCGAUGGUGAAGUUUGUAAAAAAACUUAAGGAGCAGUUUGUGUGGGAUGCCUUUAAAACUAAAAUACUCUUUUUCAUUCAUCAUUUUCUCUAGUUUAUUGCUUAUGAUGGACCCUAAAGCUUUGAGCUUAUAUUUUCUUGGCAACCCUAGAACUUGUGUUUGGGUUAAUAUAAAUGGAUAUUGUAUGGGUGUACUUCUGUAUAAAUGUAUGGUUGUUCAAGAUGCUAAUCUUUAACCUUUAAAAGUGAA